AUUAUUGUUUAAGAAAAACAAAACAGGAGAGAGAUCAAUGGAGGAGCCAAAAUGGCUGGAAGGUCUCUUGAGAACAAACUUCUUCAGCAUUUGCCCUCAACACCGUGAGACACCGCGAAAUGAGUGCAACAUGUUCUGUCUCUCCUGUCAAAACGCUGCGUUUUGCUUCUACUGCCGCUCCUCCUUUCACAUUGACCAUCCCGUUCUUCAGAUAAGAAGAUCUUCAUAUCAUGAUGUGGUUAGAGUAUCGGAGAUAGAGAAGGCAUUGGACAUAAGAGGAGUGCAAACUUAUGUCAUCAACAGCGCAAGGGUUCUCUUCUUAAAUGAGAGACCUCAGCCUAAGAACUCCUCCCAUGGCGCCGCCUCCUCAACCCCGAAAACCAUGUCCUAUUUCUGUGAGACAUGUUGCAGAACCCUUCUUGAUCCCUUUCGCUUCUGUUCCUUGGGUUGCAAGGUUGAAGGAAUGAGGAAGAAUAAGGAAGAGGAAGAAGAAAGAUUGCGUAAAGAAAGACAACAAGAAACGCACAAAGGCACGCAUCCUCCAACGCAUACCUCUAAUUCUAGGCGACGAAAAGGCAUUCCUCAUAGAGCUCCUUUGGCCUCCUAAUUUAAUCAAUCUUUUUCAAGAAA
Molecule: messenger RNA, 630 nt
Organism: Arabidopsis arenosa
Lineage: Eukaryota; Viridiplantae; Streptophyta; Magnoliopsida; Brassicales; Brassicaceae
Source: the annotation of a GenBank genome assembly